This is a messenger RNA of Podarcis lilfordi (Lilford's wall lizard), 17002 nucleotides long. NCBI's taxonomy places the organism in Eukaryota, Metazoa, Chordata, Lepidosauria, Squamata, Lacertidae. The record is from the annotation of a GenBank genome assembly.
CGUGGUUGGGGGUUGGUGGGGUGGGGGAAAGAGAGCAGGGGCACAGGACCAUCUUUAGUGCUGGAAAUAAUGUGAGUGUCCAGCUGAAUGGCCAAAAUCUGCACGGACUGGGAGGUGAGCCUUGGAGGUGAUGAGGAGCCAUCCUUCUGAAGUCCUUCUUUGAAACACGGAGCCUCCAGGUGGGCAGGAUCAUAGAAUCAUUGUAGAGUUGGAAGGGACCUUGAGGGUCAUCUAGUCCAACCCGCUGCAAUCUCAGGAAUCUCAGCUAAAGCACCCCUGACAGAUGGCCGCUCAACCUCUGCUUAGAAACCUCCAAGGAAGGAGAGUCCAUAACCCCCCAAAGGGAGUCUAUUCCGCUGUUGAGCAGCUCUUACCGUCAGAAAGUUAUUCCUGGUGUUUAGUUAGAAUCACCUUUCUGAUAACUUGAAUUGGUUCAGAUCCUGCCCUCUGGAGCAGAGGAACACAAGCUUGCUCCAUCUUCCAUGUGACGGCCCUUUAGAUAUUUGAAGAUGGCUAUCAUAUCUCCCAAGGACAUGGGUGGUGCUGUGGGUUAAACUACAGAGCCUAGGACUUGCCAAUCAGAAGGUCAGCGGUUCGAAUCCCCGCAACGGGGUGAGCUCCUGUUGCUCGGUCCCUGCUCCUGCCAACCUAGCAGUUCGAAAGCACACCUGUGCAAGUAGAUAAAUAGGUACUGCUCCAGCGGGAAGGUAAACGGCGUUUCUGUGCGCUGCUCUGGUUUUCCAGAAGCGGCUUAGUCAUGCUGGCCACAUGACCCGGAAGCUGUACGCCGGCUCCCUCGGCCAAUAAAGCAAGAUGAGCGCCGCAACCCCAGAGUUGGCCACGACUGGACCUAAUGGUCAGGGGUCCCUUUACCUUUAUCAUAUCUCCCUCUCAGACUCCUCUUCUCCAGCCUAAACAUGCCCAAUUCCUUCAACCAUUCCUCAUAAGGCUUAGUUUCCAGACCCUUGAUCUUAUUGGUUGCCCUCCUCUGCACACGUUCCAGCUUGUCAAUAUCCUCCUCAAAUUGUGGUGCCCAGAACUGGACACAGUAUUCCAGGCGGUGGCUGAGCAAGGCAGAAAAUAGUGUAUUAUUCCCUUGAUCUGGACACUAGACUUCUGUUGAUGCAGCCUAGAAUAGCAUUAGCUUUUUUUUUGCUGCUGCAUCACCCUGUUGACUCAAGUUAAGCUUGUGGUCCACCAAGACCCCUAGAUCCUUUUCACAUAUGCUGCUAGUAAGCCAGGUGUUCCCCAUCUUAUAUUUGUUCAGCUGGUUCUUCCUGCCUAAGUGCAGAACCUGACACAACAAUUAACACGAGAACAUCCUUAGCAGGGGUAGGAUUUGACUUAAUAUUCGGUGGCAGUCACUGUUGGCAAUAGAAAGGCUGAUCCCAAACUCUCAACAAAAACUAAGCAUGCAACUUAAUCCAUGAGCUAGUGAAGACUAAGUUAGCUUGGCAGGAAAACUGGCGCUGGUAUGGUAAAUUUUGACGUGCACGCAGGAGCUUAUCCUGACAGCCUCCCUAGGCCUUGCCCCAGGUAAAGGUAAAGGGACCCCUGACCGUUAGGUCCAGUCGUGGCCGACUCUGGGGUUGCGGCGCUCAUCUCGCUUUAUUGGCUGAGGGAGCUGGCGUACAGCUUCCGGGUCAUGUGGCCAGCAUGACUAAGCCGCUUCUGGCGAACCAGAGCAGCGCACGGAAAUGCCGUUUACCUUCCCGCUGGAGCGGUACCUAUUUAUCUACUUCCACUUUGAUGUGCUUUCAAACUGCUAAGUUGGCAGGAGCAGGGACUGAGCAACAGGAGCUCACCCCGUCACGUGGAUUCAAACCCCCGAUCUUCUGAUUGGCAAGUCCUAGGCUCUGUGGUUUAUUUAUUUUUUUAAAAAUAAUAUUUAUUAAUAAUUUCAAAAUUGCAGAAGAAAGAAAAAAAUUAAAAACAACGCUACAAUACAUAGGAAAAAAACCAAGAGAAAAAAAAGACAUAAAAACCAAUGCAACUAUACAGCAAAAAGAUAAAAAAGGAAAAAAAGAAGAAGACACAUCCCAUAUUACAUAUCUUUAACUUCCAUUUGCUUGUUUCAUUGACCUCCUCACACCUCCCUUUUUGUAUUCUAGUUUAAUUGAUUAUUUCAGCAAAUUCUUUCCAUCUUUCUCAAUUUUUACUAAAUAAUUUAUCUUAACCAUUUACCUAUUAAUUAACUCAACAAAUCCUUUCCAUCCUUUCCCCAUAUUCUGUUAUUCAAAUUACCUUAAGUUAUUUAACCUUAUCUUACCAAAAAAUACUUUAGAGCUUAACACUUAAUACUCGAUUAUGCAUAACUCCUGGUAUCUUUUCUACUAGAGUCAUAUAGUUUCAUUCCAACAUUUUCCCUAAUGUUCAUUAAUUUUAGGCUAAUUCCCUAGAAAUUUUUUUUUCUUUAUAAAUUUUCUUCCAAUCUUCAUCCAACGUCUCUUCUUCCUGGUCUCGGGUCGUGUCAGUCCUUACUGUCCAUUCCAUCUAGUCCAUCAACCUGGUAAUCUAAUGUCCGAGGCCCUUAAGUCUCUUCCAUGUCCCUUCUGCAGAUGUUCUUCUUCUUGUUUAUACUUGCACUUUUCCUUGUCUUUUGUUGGUCUCUUUCUUAGUUUCUUUCCUUUCUCGUUGGGGAGUAGGUCUCUGGGGGAUUCCAACCCAAAAUUAUCUUCGUCUCCCUUCAUCCAACCAGCCCAUUCCCCAGAGUCCCACUCCCACAGUCAUCAAUGUAGUCCAAAAAAUAUUUAAAAACAUAUUUCGAGGUCUCUCCAAAGUUAAGAAUCUCCUCAGCUCCAGACUCCCCCUGGCCGACUCCAACUUCAAUCUUCAAAGACAGCGGCUUAUGCUCCUGUAGGGCCUCGGGUCUCUCCAUUUGUAUUAUUUGAGGUGCAACCGCAACCUCCUCCAUUAUCUUCUGCACUUGCCCAAUCAGUACAGGUUCCUGAGUUGGUCCCUGAAUAGUUUCUGUAUCAAUAUUCCCUGUUUGUCCACAGUUAUUAGCCACAACAGUCAUCAAAUCCAUUUUCUCAUUCAUCAAAUCCAUCUUCUCAUGCAUCUGUUCCAGCAAGGCACUUGUCUUGCAUAAAGCAAGCACCAAAACUUCCUCCCAGCUCAUAUUUAGUCAAGGUCAAAAAGGCCUGGUCCCACGAUCUUAAUCUGACAGCUGUAGAGUCCUCAAGUAGACUGCAGCAACAAUUUAACAAACUCCUUCUGGAGGAGACAAUUUCUAUUUGUAUCCAUUUUUUCAAGGCAAGUCCAACAAAGGAAAAUUACUUUCGUUUUUCAGAUAUUUUGUUUCUUUAGAAUGCAGAAGGCAACAUUGGAAUCAAUUUAUUUCUCUUUAGCUAUCUGUCAAAGUAUUCCAUUCACAGUCAAUGAACCUCUCCAAGAAUUUCUGUCUCUGACACCCCGUUCCCAGGUUAGAGACAGUGGAAACUUAUCUUUCUUGACUCCCUCUCCUGCAGGCGUUACAAAGUCCCCCCCCCCUUUUCUCCUGCUUCCAAGGGGGUUUCAGUAAUUAUAAAUGAAGGAAAUUUAAACUUUUUUAACGACUUUCCAGGCUUUAGCUUACAGGGUUUUUGCUUCAGUCUAUGUACAAAAAGCGGAAGGCGGACUUCCUGUUUUGAACCUUCCCGCUUCGGUGCCAAAUUAAAGUAUUUCUUGAUCCAAUUUUCUGUUUCUACUCACGGGUACUUCUUUUAAAUCCAAUUGUCCACAGGAAAAAGUCAGCGCUCUCCGGCAAUGGCUGUGCGGCUUCACUCCGUGAAAGUAGCAAUCAGCUUGCAGCACCGCGCCACUCACCCCACUUCACUCCGGAGCCCCAAAAUGGGGUUCCCGGUGUGUAGGGGGGGCGCUCCUGGUGCCCUGCCGAACCCCACGUUCCCAGGCUUCCUCCGCCUGGGAUUUCUAGCGGGUCCCCACCUUCGCCGCGGCGGGAAGACCCAGUUUCCACGGAGCCUGUUCCUCCGGUCGGAGGAACUCCGCCAUUCGCCGAUGGCGCUAACCCGGAAGUCCGGCUCUGUGGUUUAACCCACAGUGCCACCCGCGUCCCAAAGGAUAGUUUAAAAAUGCAGACCCAAAUCCCCCCCCGCUGCAAAGAGCCCAUGGCACAAUAGCUGAUUUAUCAGGGUUAGCAUCACUGCAACUUUAUGCAGCGUGUCUGUGAGUAAGUUCCAUUAAACUCACCAGUCUCAGCUUCUGCCUGCCUAGGGUCCACUUGGAAAACACAUUGAGCUUUCCCCAAGGAUCUUCAGUCAGCUGAAAUGCACACUCUAAGCUGCUAGCGUGAAGCGGGGACCCCAUCAAAGGAAAGGGAAGAUGUAUCCAGCCUCUGAUUCCCUCCCUGCUAAUCUUCGUAUCCAUGCCUGAUGACCAAUACCUUUGGGGGAGUUGUUGAUCACACAUGAACAAUACAUUUACCCCCCCCCCAAGAAUCCUGGGAACUGUAGUUUGUGAAGGGUGCUAGAAACCCAAACCCCCAAACUACAGAUGUGACCUCUGGUUCCCUAUGGCUCAAAUGCAUGGCUUGCAACUACCAGGAUUAUUGUGGGCCCGAUUCUGUGGAAUGCCCUCCAGGCUGAGAUCAGCUCUUCCUGGUUGAAUGUUGGGUGUUUGAUGAGGACUAGUUUUUAGUUCAGCAGACAUUUCGAGGACAUUAUUUUAUUUUUAUUUGCAUAACUUAAGCUUUCACCUGUGUUUUGGGUUCCUUUAAAACAUCAUUAUUAGUUGACUGAUGAAUUGCUUUUAUUGAUUGUUCUGCAAACCGCUUUGUGACCAUUUAUGGUGAAAACGAAAAGCAGUCCAGCAAAUAAUAAAUGAUAAUAAUGCUAAUCAUCUGCCACAACUUAAAGCCUCAACGUCACCUCCAUCACCUGUAAAGGGAGUCCAGCAAUUGCCCUAUAGAUGACAUCGUCACGCCUUCUUUCAAAAGGGCUGUGCUCCCAGGGGUGGAAAGAUCAGUUCAUUUUGGUUCUCUCAGUUUCUCAAUUUUCAAAUUUUACAUGCAGCUCUCCACAUUCCUGCAGCAACCUGAGUUCUUUUUUUAAUUCUCUUGAAAAUUAUUCAGCAUUCUAGUGCAAUUUUCUGCAGAUAAACACAUUUUUGUAUGCAAUUUUGGCUACGGUACACUCUUCCUCAAACAAUUUCUCCCAAUGGAAUGCAAUUUUGUACAGUACUUUCCUGAAUAUAUUCAUUUUCAUGAACGCUUUUACCUAAUGUGUGGAUUUUUGAUUUUUUUUUGCAAAUGUUGGAUAACUGCCUUGCAAAAUUCAGAUAAGUACGAACUUGAGUGGAUGGCUGUAUUCUGCUCCCCACCCUGUUUCAGAAAGUGGAAAUUUGAUUGAUCACUUGCACUUAACCUCCAGAGCACCACUGGCAGGAUUUUUGCCUUGCAGGGAGUUGGGCCCCUUCCAACUUUACAGUUUUAUGAUAAGUCCUGACCUGAUGGCCCCUCAUUGGCUCCCUCUCUCAUUCCUGCUUCUGCUUCCACGCAGGUAACAUCACGAUGCUUCUGCAGCCUCUUUCCAACCCUCCCCAUGCCCAGGGAGCGGGCGAUGCCGUCCUGCAAGCAGGCUCCUUCCCCAAACUUGAGCGGCUCCUGAACGUUCUCCUGCUCCUGGCGGCUCUUCACUUCCUCAUCCAGACGGCCAUUUAUUUCUCCUGCCUCUUCCUCAUCCUGCCCAUGGGGUUUGUCGUCUCCAACGUCAUCUCUGGGUAAGUUGGAAGGGGAAGAGGGAGGUGAGCGUCUUGCCAAAUGCAAGGCGGUUCUUUUAAGAACUUUCUGGUGGCAAGAGUUGUUGGGCAGUGGGACAGACAAGUUGGAAGGGAGGCCCAGGGAGGCCCUAGUCCAACCCCUGCUAUACAGAAUUCUCAACUAAAGAGCCCCAGACAGGUGGUCAUUCAACCUCCAAGGAAGGAGAGUCCACCAUCUUUUGUGCGCGUCCGUCCCACUGCCCAAUAACUCUUGCCACUAGAAAGUUCUUCCUAAUGUUCAGUCGGAAUCUGCAAUCUUGUCAUUUGAAUCAAGUGUUUUGGGGCCUCCCCUCUGGAGCAGCAGAAAACUAGCUUGCUCCAUCCUUCAUGUGGCAGCGCUUUUGAUAUCUGAAGACGGCUCUCAGAUUUCCUCUCACUCUCCUCUGUGGGAAUGUUCAGGGAGGCAGGAGAGGAUAUAUUGUUUAAUAAUAUCCUUCCUAACUUGCGUUAGCAAGUCCCUUUACUUAGCAGAGUGCAUUCCCCUUUUAAACACACAGCGGUUAGCUUGUUGCAAGCUUGUUUAAGCUUCUCAGUAUAGGAUUCCUGGUAAUCCCCCUUUCUCUCCCUUAAAAGAAUAGACACGACACAAUCUUGUGUAAAGUAUUAUAAAAGAAGUUUACUCACACAUUUAGUUCACAGAUGGACCCCUGAAGGCAGACUCAGUUACAGACAUAUACAUACAUGUGAGUCAAUCCCAUCUGGAGAUAGUUUCUUUUUCCUCUGUUGGCUGAACGCUGAAAGCCAACAGAGCAUCUCUAGCUAAAAAGAGCUGUUGCUUGUCCUUUUCGUUACCUAGACAGGUAAGGUCACGCCCACCUCUAGUCACAUGCAAGAGGAAGUAUGUCCCAGUCAGGAGGAAACAGGAAGUUUUCCACUCACUGGAGCAGACAUUCCUCUGCAAGUCCACUCUAGGAAAACAAGGAAUGUUGUACUUGACUGCUAUCUAUGUAUCACAUCCCACAUCCUCUUCUCCAAGCUAAACAUACCCAACUCCUGUGAUCAUUCCUCCAAAGGCUUGGUUUCUAGACCUUUGAUCAUCUUGGUCUCCCUCCUCUGCACACCUUCCAGCCUGUCAACAUCCUUGUUAAAUUGUGGUGCCCAGAACGUGACCCAGUAGAAAGCAGACUUAGAGCAAAGUCCAUUCCCCAGAGCUUAACUGACAGCAGAAACUUGCUGCUGCAAGAUGUGGAGACUGAAAAGGACGAGUGGACUGCAUUAGACCACCUCUAGUUUCCUUUCUGUCCCCUCUCCCCCUGGUACAUCCACAUUCGGCACAUCCUUGAAGCUCGCAUGUCCCUGCCAGUUUAUUUCAUUUUUGUUGCAUUUUCAUUUUCAUUUACAAACUUGCACUCUUCGAUAUGCCUUAGAGACCUGCCUUGUGUAGGGAUGUGAACAGAUGCUGGGAGAAGAUUUAUUUAUUAGCUCUUAUCCUUCCUUCUUCACAUUUGUGAGUUCAGCAGAGUGCCAUUCCUUUGCAGCUUAAAAGGAAGCUUAGAUAGGCUAGUCUUUUAGUUUAAGUAAUCCAGGAUGCUUUAAGGCAGAUUGGAUUCUCCUGGUGCUUCCUCCCUUUUCCUACUCUUAAAACAACAACCACACAAACAGUCUUGUAAAAGGUAAAACAAUAACAUUCACUCAAAGUUUCUGCUGCAGAAUAACAGAUACAGCAGCUUUGUUCUGGCAGGCUUAAAAUGGUAAUUCAGUUACAAAGACAUGCUUAAAGGUAAAGGUAAAGGGACCCCUGACCAUUAGGUCCAGUCAUGGCUGACUCUGGGGUUGCGGCGCUCAUCUCGCUUUAUUGGCUGAGGGAGCGGGCGUGCAGCUUCCGGGUCAUGUGGCCAGCAUGACUAAGCCGCUUCUGGCGAACCAGAGCAGCGCACGGAAACGGCGUUUACCUUCCUGCCGGAGCGGUACCUAUUUAUCUACUUGCACUUUGACGUGCUUUCGAACUGCUAGGUGGGCAGGAGCAGGGACCGAGCAAUGGGAGCUCACCCCGUUGCGGGGGUUCGAACCGCCAACCUUCUGAUCGGCAAGUCCUAGGCUCUGUGGUUUAACCCACAGCGCCACCCACGUCCCUACAAAAGACAUGCUUAGGUCUAGUUUAAGAUGGAGUUUCUGAGCUGUAGCUCAGACUUAGCAGUUGCUCUCACAUUUCUACCUUGGUGAUGACAGGAAGAGUAAAAGAGGAUGUGCUCAGGAAGGGAAGGACAAUAUACCCUCCCUGUGUCAGGGCACAGUGGGAGUGCUCUCACAAAGUUCUCUCUAGCAAACUUACAGGAAAACUCUGUGAGCUUCAGCGUCUCUCAUGUGUCUAUCUAGCAAACGCGCAUUGUUGGUUUGACUGCAUUUUAAAUAUCCCACACCUUGAAAAGGUAAAGGUAAAGGGACCCUUGACCAUUAGGUCCAGUCGUGGCCGACUCUGGGGUUGCGGCGCUCAUCUCGCUUUACUGGCCAAGGGAGCCAGCAUACAGCUUCCGGGUCAUGUGGCCAGCAAGACUAAGCCGCUUCUGGCGAACCAGAGCAGCGCACAGAAACGCCGAUUACCUUCCCGCUGGAGCGGUACCUACUUAUCUACUUGCACUUUGACAUGCUUUUGAACUGCUAGGUUGGCAGGAGCAGGGACCGAGCAACGGGAGCUCACCCCGUCGUGGGGAUUCGAACCGCUGACCUUCUGAUCGGCAAGCCCUAAGCUCUGUGGUUUAACCCGCAGCACCACCCACGCCACACCCACACCUUGAACCACUCCAUUAUUUCAGAGUGGGUCUCUUUUGCUUCCAGCCACCUUGCAAAUAGUCCCACUUGCUUCUCCCUUCUGUCCUCAGGGCAAACACCAUAAUGGGCGCUGCAUCUUCCGAGAACCUGAGGACGGGGCAUGCCUUGUGCCAGGGGGCCGCGGGGGAGAGAGCCCAGCAGACGUCCUUCCACCUUUACGUCCAGGGGAUUGAGGAUCUGGUGAUGUCCUUGGCGGUCGCUUACUUCCUGGUCCGUGUUGGGCUGAUCUUCUGCAACCUCGUCUUCAUCCUGCCCUUGAUCUUCUUCCUCAGUGAAAGGAGCUGCUCUUGAGAGGAGCAACCACGAAUAAAGGGAGAGCUUGGAAACAUUGGUCCUGUGUAGAGCCGCUCUUUGGCAGGUGGGCCGAGCUGUUGUGCUGGGAAUGGAGAGGCUCAAGUCCAUAGGCCAGAUGCUAUUGUUUAGGCUUUUAGUCAUGUCCGACUCUUCGUGACCCCCUGGACCAGAGCACGCCAGGCACUCCUGUCUUCCACUGCCUCCUGCAGUUUGGUCAAACUGUUGUCUUUGUCCAUGGAGUUUUCUUGGCAGGGAUACUGGAGUGGCUUGCCGGUUCCUGCUCCAGGUGGAUCAUGUUUGGUCUAAAAUCUCCACUAUGACCUUUCCAUCUUGGGUGGCCCUGCAUGGCAUAGCUCAUAGCUUCUCUAAGUUAUUCAAGCCCCUUCGCCACAGCAAGGCAGUGAUCCAUGGAGGGGAUGGGCCAGAUGAGGCCCCCCAAAAACCUUUGCACCUGGCCCAUGGGACUCUCCAAAGGUCACACCCUCUUGCCAGUCCUUCACCCUGCCCCCCUUGAGUGAAUUUGCCUGUCUGGAACUGUCUAAGAGCCCUCUGGCAGUAAAUCACACUGUUCAAAGUUGGAGUUAACUUACGGUUACCAGAUUUCUUCCAAUGAAUCUGGGGACACCUUUUUUUUAAAAAAAACAAACUGAGUAGCAACAGGGAGUCAGUAUAGUGGUACCUUGGGUUAAGAACUUAAUUUGUUCCGGAGGUCCAUUCUUAACCUGAAACUGUUCUUAAUCUAAAGCACCACUUUAGCUGGGGCCUCCUCCUGCUGCUGUGCUGCUGCUGCACAAUUUCUGUUCUCAUCGUAAAGUUCUUAACCCAAGGUACUAUUUCUGGGUUAGCGGAGUCGGUAACCUGAAGCAUCUGUAACCUGAGGUACCACUGUAGUGCGGAUGGUGAGGCAAAAGACCCUGGGCCCAAGCACACAUGCAUUUUGUAUAAAGGUGCAAAGCCCUUCUUUCACACCCUGUGAAACAUAAAUGCGCAGAGUUUAUAAAAAACUGGGCACUGCCCGUCCGUGACUCCUGAGCCUCCCCCAAUCUCCUGCCCCCUUCCUCCUUUAUUUUAACUGAUCAGGGGAGGCUCAGGAGUCACGGGCGGGUGGCUAUUGCCCAGUUUUUUAAAAACUCUGCGCAUUUAUGUUUCACAGGGUGUGAAAGAAAGGCUUUGCACCUUGCCUGACAGAGAAACCAUGUGCCUUGCACCCCCCAUGGGCAGCGCCUGCCCGCCAGUGACUCCCGAGCCUUCCCCGAUCUGUCAAAACAAAGGGGGAAGGGGGCAGGAGAUCGACAGUGGCGGCGGGAGUGAGCAGCUCCUGAAGCCAGCCAGAGCCAACUGCGCUACCAGGCUGGCUCCGGGCUGCUGAGGCUGCCACUGCCAUGUUUCCUGGGGACAGAUUUGCAAAUCUGGGGACUGUCCCCGGGAACUGGGGACGUCUGGUAACCCUAAGUUAACUCUUUACAGUGGUACCUUGGGUUACAGACGCUUCAGGUUACAGAGGCUUCAGGUUACAGACUCCGCUAACCCAGAAAUAAUACCUUGGGUUAAGAACUUUGCUUCAGGAUGAGAACAGAAAUCGUGUGGCGGCAGCGGGAGGCCCCAUUAGCUAAAGUGGUGCUUCAGGUUAAGAACAGUUUCAGGUUAAGAAUGGACCUCCAGAACGAAUUAAGUUCUUAACUCGAGGUACCACUGUAUUAGCAAAAAACAGGAUCUCUGCAGACUUGGUUGAGUGUCAGGCCUAAUGAGCGCAGCUGUUCACCCCCAGCAGGUCUUGCCCCAUGAACCUGAAAGUCCUCGCCUGCCAACAGCUGCCUAGGUCUCCUCUUCUCCAGAGCUUUCCCCAAGCAUUCAGAGACUGCGCCUGUGUGCACCCUACCCCUGCUCUUCCUGUUUCAGCCCUCUUCUGGUCCUGGGGACAAGUGGAGAGUGGAGCUUGUCUCGGCAGGAGGGGGAGACACCCAUGACUCUGCCCUAUCUCUGCCUCUUGGUCUCCCUCCUCUCCUGCUUCAGCUUCUGCCACUGAGUCUGGUCUUCUCUCUGCCACAGACUCUCCCAGCUCACUAAGCCCUGUUGCCUCCUCAGCUUCCGAUGCCUCCUCACCCCAAUCUUCUCCCUCUGACCUCUCAUCGUCCCACCACCAACCUCCAGGUUCUGAGCCUUCUUCCCUCGGGGGUUCCUCAGCUGGUGCCUCCCACUGCUCCUCUGCAUUCAGCCAGUCCAUGACAGUUUCUAUAUUCCUCUGUUCAUCUUGCCCAGUAAGAUAAAGGUAAAGGGACCCCUGAGCAUUAGGUCCAGUCAUGACCGACUCUGGGGUUGCAGUGCUCAUCUCGCUUUAAUGGCUUUAAUGACUAAGCCGCUUCUGGCGAACCAGAGCAGCGCACAGAAACACCAUUUAUCUUCCCGCCGGAGUGGUACCUAUUUAUGUACUUGCACUUUGCCGUGCUUUCGAACUGCUAGGUGGGCAGGAGCAGGGACCGAGCAACGGGAGCUCACCCCGUUGCGAGGAUUUGAACCACCAACCUUCUGAUUGGAAGUCCUAGGCUCUGUGGUUUAACCCACAGCUCCACCCGCGUCCCAGUACCUGACCCCUAAUGUGGUGCCUAUGAGCAACACAGUGCCCUCAGGCACCUGCAAGGCCUGCUUCUAAUUUUAAAAAAUGGUGUUCUUUGGUUUGUUUUAUUGACUGAGGGCAGGGCUUCUUCUCAGCCAGAACUCAGUUCUGGCACCUCUCAGGUGGGCGCCACUGCCAUUAUAAGAGAACAAGAGAGGCUUGCUGGUGAGUUCUGGCGCCUCUUUUUCUAGAACUAUAGCACUAGUCACCUUUUUGGGGAUGGGGAUAUUGCCUGCUCUUUGUUUGCUUGUGAGUUCUUUUGGGUUGCAUUUGUAGGUAGCCAUCAAUAGCCCUCUCCUCCAUGAAGAAGCAUUGAAUUGUCCACUGUGAGGAACUUUGUUAGCUCAAAAAUGGAAAGUACCAGAGUUACCAACAAUAGAGGAGUGGCAGACGAAGAUGGUUGAUUAUGCGGAACUAGCAAAACUGCCAUGUAGAAUCCGAAAUCAGGAGGAAGCAAAAUUCCAAAAAGACUGGAGUAAAUUUAUGGAGUACAUAAAUAAUAACUGUAGAAAUUUGAAGACUCUGGCAGGACUGAAAUAAAUCUUACGAUGUAGAUAGGACUGGAUACAAUAAGAAACGGUGGAAAAGUAACUGACAUAAGAAAACCUGUUGAAAGGAGGGAAGGAAGUCAAUGCUCAGCAGAGUGUGGGGAAAGAAUGUGGGUAAACGAUUGUUGAAUUUUACUGUAUUUUGUUUGUUUGUAUUAAAUGAAACACAAAUAAAAAGCAUUUUUUUUAAAAAAAGAAUUGUCCAUUGUGAGAACUGGAUGGACUAGAUGGGCCACUGGCCUGAUCCUGCAGGCUCUUUUCGUGUUCUCAAGACCGAAUGUCCUCCUUCUGCUGUGUAUGUGCCACUAAGGUCUGUUCCUGUUGCACCUGCUGCUAGCAGCACAGAAGCAUUUGUGCUCAUGUUCUGAGCUUCCCAGAGGCACCUGCAGGACCCAGGCUCUCUGCUUAGAGUGACUCUUAGCUUCCAAUUGGUUGCCUGUUUGAUGACCUCACAGGUGGGUGGCGGCUUUGUCCUCUGCUUCACAAUGGGAGCUCCCGGGGCAGGUGCGGUCCAGGGUCUCCCGCCAAGCAAUGGUGCCUUGACCAAGAUGCUGCAGCCGCUGGACUCCUGGAGCUCUCUCCGGGCCACAGGUUAGCUGCAGACUGCAGGCUAAGAGGUUUGGAGCCUGGAGGUCAGAGGACAGCCUUCUGGGUGGGAAUCUGGCACCGGGAAAGUCAGCAGAGCUGCCAGGUAGCACACUGCGGCUUCCGCCCAAGGAUGUGGAUUGUUGCAUGCCUACCUAAUCUUUGAAAGGUGAGCAACUUCCGGGGUUCCAGCAGUUACUCAGGGUUCUGUUGCCUUGGAAUGAAGGUCAGCGGAGACAGUGGUAGAUUUAGGAUACAUGGUUUUAUUUUCAUGUACAGACAACCUGGGCGUAAGAUGGAGAGGCUCUAACAUGGGACUGAAACUGCCUUGGUCGCGCUGGUCGAUGAUCUCCGGCGGGCUAGGGACAAAGGUGAGAGCUGUUUCCUAGUUCUGCUGGAUCUCUCAACGGUGUUUGAUACCACUGACCAUAACAUCCUUCUGGACUGUCUAGAGGGGCUGGGAGCUGGAGGCACUGUCAUACAGUGGUUCCGCUCCUUCCUCCUGGGCCGUGUUCAGAAAGUGGUGGUGGGGGAUGAGUGUUCAGACCCCUGGGCUCUCACUUAUGGGGUGCCUCAGGGUUCCAUCCUCUCCCCCAUGAUUUUUAAUAUCUACAUGCAGCCGCUGGGAGAGAUCAUCAGGGGCUUUGGGCUGGGUGUCCAUCAAUAUGUGGAUGAUACCCAGCUCUACCUCUCUUUCAAAUCAGAACCAGUGAAGGCGGUGAAGGUCCUAUGUGAGUGUCUGGAGGCGGUUGGAGGAUGGAUGGCGGCUAACAGAUUGAGGUUGAAUCCUGACAAGACAGAAGUACUGUUUUUGGGGAACAGGAGGUGGGCAGGUGUGGAGGACUCUCUGGUCCUGAAUGGGGCAACUGUGCCCCUGAAGGACCAGGUGCGCAGCCUGGGAGCCAUUUUGGACUCACAGCUGUCCAUGGAGGCGCAGGUCAAUUCUGUGUCCAUGGCAGCUGUUUACCAGCUCCAUCUGGUACGCAGGCUGAGAUCCUAUCUGCCUGCGGACUGCCUUGCCAGAGUGGUGCAUGCUCUGGUUAUCUUCCGCUUGGACUACUGCAAUGCGCUCUGUGUGGGGCUACCUUUGAAGGUGACCCAGAAACUACAACUAAUCCAGAAUGCGGCAGCUAGACUGGUGACUGGGAGCGGCCGCCGAGACAACAUAACACAGGUCUUAAAAGACCUACAUUGGCUCCCAGUACGUUUCCGAGCACAUCUGGUGGGAGAGCCUUCUCGGUGGUGGCACCCGCCCUUUCACCAGAUGUCAAAGAGAACAACAACUACCAGGCUUUUAGAUGACAUCUGAAGGCAGCCCUGUUUAGGGAAGUUUUUAAUGUCUGAUGCUGUAUUGCUUUUUAAUAUUCAGUUGGAAGCCGCCCAGAGUGGCUGGGGAAACCCCACCAGAUGGGCAGGGUAUAAAUAAAUUAUUAUUAUUAAUAUUAUAAUUAUUAUUAUUAUUAUUAAACACAGAUCUUGCUUCUCCAUUAGUCACAGCUGUGGAUCCAGCACAGAGCAAGGAGGUCUCUGUGUAUCCAGUUUCCAACCAGCUCAGCUGUCACACACCACACCUGGCUAUUCUUCUCCUGGGAUUUCCACCUGCAAUCAUGUCGACUAACAUGCCAAUGUGGGGAGGGGUGAUUUUCAGCAGGACUGGUGGGUGAGAGAGGAGAGAAUCUUAUGCAUUUCUUUCUACUACAACUUUGAUGAAAACCACCCCAUCCCAAGACGUAGUCCUAUUGAAAACCAUCUCUUUCCCUCCCUAUGCUAUGCCUGCCAUUCAUUCUUUUGAAAAUCUUGUGCAAUUGCAAGUUGGACCUCCAAGUCCAAACUAGGGGUACAACAGAACUGGAAGGGUGAGGGGGUUCCUUCAAAAACAGAAUGGCUGAACAAAUUGGUAGAAUUUGCUGAAUUGGCUCAAAUGACAAACAGGCUGAGAGGUAAUGUUAACCAAAAAAUUAUUCAAAAAUGGGACAUGUUCAAGAACUACUUUAAAAAAAAAAUACCAUAUUUUUCACUCUAUAGGACACACUUUCCCCCCUCCAAAAAUUAAGGGGAAAUGUGUGUGCGUCCUAUGGAGCAAAUGCAGGCUCCUUGGCUUCAGCGAUAGCAACACGAAGCCUCCGAAGCGCAGAGGGAGCGCUCCCUCUGUGCUCCGGAGGCUUUGCGUUGCUUUCGCUGAAGCCUGGAGUGUGAGAGGGGUUCUCCAGGCUUCAGGGAUAGCCGCCUGAAGCCUUUGGAGUGCAGUGGGAACUCGCACUGUGCUCUGAAGGCUUCGGGUUCCUUUUGCUGAAGCCGGGAGAGCAAGACUCUCCCGGCUUCAGCAGAGAGGGAGAGGUGCGCAGCGCCCCUUCAGCAAAGCGGGAGGAGAAAUGGAAGGGGCUCCGUUUCUCCUGCCGCUUCGCUGAAGGGGCGCUGAGCAGAGAGGGGAGAAUUUUUUUCCCUGUUCUCCCCCUCCUAUGGUCCGGUGCAUCCUAUGGUCCGGUGCGUAGAGCGGAAAAUACGGUAACAGUCGUGUGGCUUCUUUGACAGCACAUGAAUGAUUUCUGUUUACAUGAAUGAAAAGGUUCUAAAAUUUAGUAAGGAACUUUAAGAUACUAUAAUUAGUAUAAUGUUAAGUUUUGUACAACAGGAAAGUAGAAAAGGUAAAAGCAUUGGGGGUGGGAAGUCUCAUGUGUAUAUAUGUAGGUGAAAUAUACUCAGAGUCGCAAAGUGAUUUCAUGCUCUUUAUUCAGCUCAUAGUGGUGAGGAGGAAUGAGUGAAUGUCCCCUCAAAGUAUCUGCUUUAUAUACAUUAUUUACACAAUGGGCUGCACAUGAUUGGCUAAUUCUGGAAUUCUACUGUAAGCCAGUCAGGUUGUGGAUUCACUUCUAUCUGGAGCAUGAUUGGGUAGUUCCUGCCAACCAAUCAUACUGCUGCAUUGUUCUAGGACCAAUCAGACUGCUGCAUUCUGAAUCCUAUUGUUCUAGGACCAAUCAGACUGCUGCAUUUUGGAUCCUAUUGUUCUAGGACCAAUCAGACUGCUGCAGUUUGGAUCCUAUUCAACUCAGUACAUAACAGUAGGAGUGUAUGGUGAAUUGUAUUUUGAAUUGACACUGUUUUGUAAUCCCCCCCAAAAGACCAUAUAUAAUUAUAGUGGUACCUCUGGAUGCGAACGGGAUCUGUUCCGGAGCCCUGUUCGCAUCCUGAUGCAAAUGUAACAAUGCGACUGCACGUCUGCGUGUGUGCGGGUCAUGUUUAGCCGCUUCCGCGCAUGCACAUGAUGUCAUUUUGAGCGUCUGUGCAUGCGUGAGCAGCGAAACCCAGAAGUAACACGUCCGUUACUUCCGGGUCGCCGCGGAGCGCAACCCAAAAAUAUUCUUGCCAAAGCUACUUCAACCCAAGGUAUGACUGUAUGUUAUCUUAUCAAGUAAAUUCAAUAAAAAAUUAAAAGCAAAACCCCCCCAAAAAACAAACUAUGGGUGCACACUUUGAUUGACUAAAUCAAUCAAUCAGCCUGAGGCUUUCAGCCUGAGAAGAGCUAUGCUGGCAGGGGGCUUAUGAGAGUUGUAGUUUAAAACAUGGCUGUGCUAGCCAGGACUCAUGGAAGUUGUAGUCUAAAACAUUCCUGUGUUGCAGGAGUUGGACUAGAUGGCCCUUGGGCCAAUUGUAUUCUGUGGUUCUAUAUGGCUGUCCAGCACAUGGCUGUGCCGGUGUGGGGCUGAUGGGUGCUGUAGUCCAAAGCAUGGCCAGCUGGCAGGGGUUGAUGGGAGUUGUAGUCCAAAACAAUCCAGAGCAGCGGUUCUCAACCUGUGGGUCCCCAGAUGUUGGACUACAACUCCCAUCAUCCCUGAGCUCUGGCCUUGCUAGCUAGGGGUGAUGGGAGUUGUAGUCCAACAACAUCUGGAGACCCACAGGUUGAGAACCGCUGAUCCAGAGGAUACCAGGCUAGGGAAAGCUGCCUCCAUCCAGUUCACCCAUGGUUCCUCUUCCCCAUUCAUUUCCAGGGAAUGCACGCCCCCCCAGCCCUGUGGACCAUGGUGCUGCCUAGCAGAGGAAGAGCCUAGCGGAAGACCCCAGCCAUGUGUGUGGCCACCUUUGUGAUAGUGCUCUCAACCACUUACUACUUCUUGAUGACCGACCGGUUCCAUUCUGAGCUAAUUGCCUCCACCCGGUUCCUUGGCCCCUUGGCUGCCCCGCUCCUUGAUGUGCUGCGCAUCACCUCCGACCUAGGGCGCCACAUCGUCUACUUAUUCAUGUCUGGUGCCCUUGCCUUGCUGCUCUCUACGAUCUCCUCGUGGGUGCAGGAAAAGGUGCUGGAGGAGACAAAGAACGUGGGCUUUUCCUUAGGGUCGUGAAAUCAGCAGGGCUUGGAAACAGCCCUGUUGCAAAACAAGACAAUGUGGGAGCUUUCUAUUUGCCCCUAAACACUGCAAUAAACAUGCCUCCCCCUGCA